AUGGUGUCUUAUUGUGAUUUUGACUUGUCUUGUCCUGUCUUGUUGUGUCAUGUCCUGUCCUGUCUUUUUGGGUCUUGUUGUGUCCUGCCUUGUUGUGUCUUGUCCUGUCUUGUCCCAUCUUGUUGCAUCUGCUGUGUCUUGUCCUGUCUUGUCCCAUCUUGUUCCUUGUCUCCUCUUCCCACUCGCUACCUCCGGUCCUAA
Messenger RNA from Stegastes partitus (bicolor damselfish), 201 nucleotides. The record is from RefSeq and is a predicted model, not a curated record. NCBI's taxonomy places the organism in Eukaryota, Metazoa, Chordata, Actinopteri, Pomacentridae.